AUGUCGGUGUUGCCCUGUCGGAACGAAAGGGGAGGAGGAGAGGAGGAACAGGAGGAGCCGCAGGAAGAGGUGAGUAAAGAUGUGACCGGCUGGCCAAGACGGCUGCAGCGACGAGUCGACAGCGACGAAGAACAGGAGGACGAGACGUCGGUUCCACUUCUGCUUCCUCAGACCGCGCGACGCGACGAAGACGGCGACGCGACGACUGCUACGAUAGCCGGAUGCGUGCCCUCAACAGGGGCGGAGGCGACGGUCACCGAUGGCAGCACUGGGGUGCUUUUCCAUGCUUCGAUCGUUGUCCGAGUCUUGUCCAGGUGUUGGCCGGUGCCGCGACUGCAAGGACGACGCAGCGAAUGCGACUACGACGGCGAUGAUGACGACGACAGCGACAACGACGACCUUCCUCAAUUCGAUUCGACCCGACCGCAGCGUCACCAAUCGACGAGCGUUUCGCGAAGAAUGAACAUAUCAUCAUCGUUCGCCAGCCGUGGUGUUGCUGCUGCAUCAGCAGCUCUUUCAUGGCCGCUGCCGAGCAAACCGAUCAUGAAGCGUGCCGCAGCUGAUGCUUGCGUCAAGCCUUAA
This is a messenger RNA of Soboliphyme baturini, 582 nucleotides long. NCBI's taxonomy places the organism in Eukaryota, Metazoa, Nematoda, Enoplea, Dioctophymatida, Soboliphymatidae. The record is from the annotation of a GenBank genome assembly.